Molecule: messenger RNA, 1006 nt
Organism: Diceros bicornis minor
Lineage: Eukaryota; Metazoa; Chordata; Mammalia; Perissodactyla; Rhinocerotidae
Product: zona pellucida sperm-binding protein 3 receptor-like
Exons: 6
Coding region: 1-693 (230 amino acids)
Biological process (GO): negative regulation of complement activation, classical pathway
Source: RefSeq, a predicted model, not a curated record
AUGGCAGCUAGGCCCUUCUCUGGGCUGUGGAGAUUCUCUGAUCCAACUCUGUUCCAAAUGACCUUGGUUGCUGCCCUGUUCACUACUGUUCUUGAGAAACGAUGCAGAAGCCCAGGAGACUUAACCAAUGGGAAAGUGGAAGUUAAGACAGAUUUUCUCUUUGGUUCAACUACAGAAUUCAGCUGUUCAGAGGGAUAUAUCUUAAUUGGCUCAACCAGUAGUCAUUGUGACAUCCAAGAUAAAGAAGUUGACUGGAGUGAUCCUCUCCCAGUAUGUGUAAUUGCCACGUGUGAGCCGCCUCCAGCCAUCAGCAAUGGGAAGCACAGUGGCGAUGAUGAAGACAGCUAUAUAUAUGGCUCUUCUGUCACCUACAGCUGUGACCCUGACUUCUCAAUGAUAGGCAAAGCCUCCAUUUCCUGCACAGUGGAGAAUAAAACAAUAGGCGUCUGGAGGCCAAGCCCUCCCACUUGUAAAAACAUUGUCUGUCGUCAGCCACAGGUUCCAAAUGGAAUCUUUGUCUCUGGAUUUGGACCCCUCUAUUCUUACAAAGACGCUAUUGUGUUUGACUGCAAGAAAGGCUAUAUCCUCAAAGGCAGCAGUUUAAUCCACUGUGAAGCUGAUAACAACUGGGAUCCUCCUCCUCCCAUUUGUGAGCUCAGAACUGAACCCCUUGUCCACAUCAGGCUGGACUGAGACCACCAACCCAUCAGCUGGGCCCACACAGACAUGUGUCCGAUAAGCGAUCUUUUGACGGCAAGAAGUUGGAACUCCACCUUCAGGGCAUGCUAAUGCCACCAUUCUGUGAACAUGCCUCCUAUGAAGAGGCAUGAAGCCUGACUACGCUUGCACAGAUCAUCAAUUACCUCAUCUCUCCUCACCUCCAAUCAUUUCAGACCACCUUGCCCCCUUCUGCAUAAAUAUUCCUGAGUCCCUAUUUUCAGGGAAGCAGAUUUGAGAUUCAUUCUCCUGUUUCCACACUUGGCUGCCUUGUGAUUAAACCCUCUCU